CCUAUAAACACUGCCCAACAUUAUUCAUUACAUACAUAGCACCCCAGGCCACUCCAACUUUCAAUUUUCUCCUUUCCUCACCACUCCUUGCAAAGAUGAUGCUCACCGCUAAGACUGGCGUCCCCGCCCUGCGCGUCCAGCGCCGCAGCGCUGCCUCUGGCGCUCGUCCCGUGCGCCCUGCCGUGGGCCGCUGCCAGAAGCUGGUGGUGCGCGCUGAGCAGAGCAGCAGCACCGAGACCACCUCGUUUGACUCGGAGAAGGUGCUGAAGGACCUGCAGGAGAAGUGGGACGCCGUUGACAACAAGGGCGCCGUGGCCGCUUACGCUGCCGGUGCUGUUGUUGCGCUGUGGCUCAGCUCCACCAUCGUCAACGCCAUCAACGCCGUGCCUCUGCUGCCCAAGCUGAUGGAGCUGGUUGGCCUGGGCUACUCGGCCUGGUUCACCUACCGCUACCUGCUGUUUAAGUCGAGCCGCGAGGAGCUGAUGAAGGACAUUGGCGACCUGAGCAAGAAGAUCUCUGGCUCGGAGUAAGCGCUCUGGCGCUAGCCCCUUUACAGCCUGCGGCGUGGCGCUGGGUGGACACACCCAACUACGCGGCUAGUGGCCGUUGCUGGGUCCACCGACCGGGCGUGGCAUGCCUUGUAUGUGUUGUACGGUAUGAUGUGUAUUAUGUCCGCACGCGGUUGCGCCAGCGAAGAUUGCGCAGGAGAGCUCGCGGAGUGGGAGUGAAGUACUGGGUGCUUGUGGCAGGGGAGUGAAUGUGUUGGCCCCGUUUGAUACCCCGGGGGUGCGACUGCAUUUGAUUCUGACGAUUGAUUCUUCUUAGCGCGGAUGUGAAACCAUGGCUGAGCCGACUGUUAGGGCUCCCGCCCCCCGUUGGGUGAUGCAUGCGGUGCAACCGACCAUUUUUAAAACACCGCUGUGCCUGUAGGCUCAGUAAGGCAGGCUCAGUGGCUCAGUGCUCAUUGAGGUAGGCUCAGUGCUCAGUGACAGGGGGCUCAGUGUGGAAGGCUCAGUGCUCAGUGACAAGGGGAUCAGUGGCUCAGUGGGGUAGGCUCAGUGGCUCAGUGGGGUAGGCUCACUGGCUCAGU
This is a messenger RNA of Chlamydomonas reinhardtii, 1090 nucleotides long. RefSeq lists its product as uncharacterized. Gene Ontology annotation, cellular component: thylakoid. NCBI's taxonomy places the organism in Eukaryota, Viridiplantae, Chlorophyta, Chlorophyceae, Chlamydomonadales, Chlamydomonadaceae. The transcript is spliced from 5 exons. The record is from RefSeq and is a predicted model, not a curated record. The coding region runs from base 96 to 530 and encodes 144 amino acids.